Messenger RNA from Brassica rapa (field mustard), 1875 nucleotides. Its product is annotated as calcium-dependent protein kinase 26. Gene Ontology annotation, molecular function: calcium ion binding; protein kinase activity; ATP binding. Gene Ontology annotation, biological process: protein phosphorylation. The record is from RefSeq and is a predicted model, not a curated record. NCBI's taxonomy places the organism in Eukaryota, Viridiplantae, Streptophyta, Magnoliopsida, Brassicales, Brassicaceae.
AAUAAAAGAGACUAUUAUAUAAAGAUCUGUUGAUGACUAUUAAACAAAGAUUCAUUCUCGCUUUGUUAAUAUUUAGUCUGGAUGGCAAACACAAAGGACACAAUCUGACUGAAUUUCUUCCACCAUAUCUAUCUAUCUAUCAUCUUUGCCUGCACAAAAGAGAAGACACAAUGAAGCAUAGCGGUGGGAACCAAGCAUGCUUCGUUCUUGGUCAAAAGACCCCAAGCAUCCGAGAUCUCUACUCCUUGGGACACAAACUAGGCCAAGGACAGUUUGGGACCACCUACAUGUGCAGAGAGAUCUCAACAGGGCGUGAAUACGCGUGCAAGUCUAUAACAAAACGAAAGUUGAUUUCAAAGGAAGAUGUGGAGGACGUGCGGAGGGAAAUUCAAAUCAUGCACCACCUGGCUGGUUACAAGAACAUUGUCACCAUUAAAGGCGCUUAUGAGGAUCCACUGUAUGUUCACAUCGUGAUGGAGCUCUGCUCAGGUGGGGAACUUUUUGAUAGAAUCAUCCAGAGAGGGCACUACAGCGAGAGAAAAGCAGCUGAGCUGAUUAAGAUCAUUGUUGGUGUUGUUGAGGCUUGCCAUUCGCUUGGUGUCAUGCAUAGAGAUCUAAAGCCCGAAAAUUUCUUAUUGGUGAAUAAGGACGACGACUUCUCUCUCAAAGCCAUUGAUUUUGGGCUUUCCGUGUUCUUCAAACCAGGUCAAAUAUUCGAGGAUGUGGUUGGAAGUCCUUAUUACGUUGCUCCUGAGGUUCUGCUCAAGCACUAUGGACCAGAGGCUGAUGUGUGGACCGCAGGGGUCAUACUGUACAUAUUGGUGAGCGGAGUCCCUCCCUUCUGGGCAGAAACACAGCAAGGGAUAUUUGAUGCAGUGCUGAAGGGACACAUUGACUUCGACUCUGACCCUUGGCCCCUGAUAUCUGACUCCGCAAAAGACUUGAUCCGCGGCAUGCUCUGUUCCAGGCCCUCUGAGCGCCUCACAGCUCAUCAAGUAUUGAGGCAUCCUUGGAUUUGUGAAAAUGGAGUUGCGCCAGACAGAGCACUAGAUCCUGCCGUGCUUUCUCGUCUUAAGCAGUUCUCUGCCAUGAAUAACAAAGCAGAACUAAAGCAGAUGGCUUUAAGAGUAAUAGCUGAGAGUCUCUCUGAAGAAGAAAUAGCCGGACUAAAGGAAAUGUUCAAAGCAAUGGACACGGAUAACAGUGGAGCGAUUACAUUUGACGAGCUAAAAGCUGGGUUGCGAAGAUAUGGUUCUACCCUCAAGGACACUGAGAUCCGUGACCUAAUGGAGGCUGCAGAUAUUGACAAGAGUGGGACCAUAGACUACGGUGAAUUCAUUGCUGCAACAAUCCAUCUGAACAAAUUAGAUCGUGAGGAACAUCUCCUCUCAGCCUUCAGCUACUUUGACAAAGAUGGGAGCGGCUACAUCACAAUUGACGAGCUACAGCAAGCGUGUGCUGAACAGGGGAUGAGCGAUGUCUUUCUAGAAGAUGUGAUUAAGGAAGUCGACCAAGACAAUGAUGGAAGGAUCGAUUACGGAGAGUUUGUAGCGAUGAUGCAGAAGGGCAUUGCAGGAAGAACAAUGAGGCAAAGCAUAAACAUGAGCCUCAGGAAAAAUGCUUAGUGGCUAACAUGCAAUCUCACGGUUAUGUACAGAGCUGAGCCACGAGAUGCAAACGCUACAAAGCUCCUCCGUAGGAAAUAUGGUUUGCGUAGUCGUCUGGAUCCUUCCUAGUAAUUGUAGAACCAACAAAGGCUAAAGUGUACUGCUGAUUAUGUGUAUUAACAGAUAAACUGAACCAACAUCAUGACAUAUGAGAUCAUUGUAAUUGGACUUUAUAUGCACACAUCCUAUAAAAGAAGAUUACUGUACU